This is a messenger RNA of Astyanax mexicanus (Mexican tetra), 788 nucleotides long. RefSeq lists its product as uncharacterized. The transcript is spliced from 4 exons. The record is from RefSeq and is a predicted model, not a curated record. Lineage: Eukaryota; Metazoa; Chordata; Actinopteri; Characiformes; Acestrorhamphidae. Bases 76 to 534 code for a protein of 152 amino acids.
AAUACCCUGUGCUGUGCUGCCUGUAUUCACCCUCAGCACACAUCAGAAGUUUAAAGCUUCUCUACAGGAUCAGCCAUGAUGAGCCUUAAGAUUGUUCUCUGUCUGGCUGUGUUGGCUACAGGGCUGCUGCUUACUGAAUGCUCCUGGGGCAAUGGACAAACUUCUUAUAAUUAUGACCUAUCCAAGAUGUCUGACCUACGGAAACUGUACAACUCUAAGGUAUAUGUGGCUGACCGAAUGACCAGACCUCUGGAAGGCAUGUCUUUCCAAGCAGGCAAGAUCAGUCACUCUGGAGUAAGAGUGACGCUGGAAGAUGGCACCAAGUGGCUGGUGCACAAAGGAAAUGGCUAUGGUAUCUCAUCCCAGACGGUGGUUGUGCAUGCUCGUCACAUGGGCUCCAACUGGAAGAUCAUUGAGACCAAAAACUUUGGUGGGAGUAAGACAGUGUCCGACUUUGUGAAAGCUGGAGGAACGGACUACAGUCUCAUCUUCGAUAACUGCCAUGAUGCCUCAGGAAGAAUGAUGGAUGGCUAAGAUUCGGACCUUUAUGCUGAAAUUUUUGUUGCACUUUCUGCUGUUGCUUUAUCGUUGUACUAAUCUUUAUUUUAUUUUAAUUCAUUGAGCACAAAAGAAUCAACAUUCCAAAAACAAUGAAACACAUGCAUGCAAUAUGAAAUAAAAGACUGGUCUGUUUGGACAGUGUAUAUCUGUAUAUGGUGUGAAUGUAUUAAAAAUGUAAUACAUCUUAUUAGCAUUUGCGCAGUCAAUAAACAACAUGACAUGAUUAA